Coregonus clupeaformis (lake whitefish) is the source of this 1353-nucleotide messenger RNA. Its product is annotated as glutathione S-transferase 3. The record is from RefSeq and is a predicted model, not a curated record. The coding region runs from base 317 to 889 and encodes 190 amino acids. The transcript has 7 exons. Gene Ontology annotation, molecular function: glutathione transferase activity. Gene Ontology annotation, biological process: glutathione metabolic process. NCBI's taxonomy places the organism in Eukaryota, Metazoa, Chordata, Actinopteri, Salmoniformes, Salmonidae.
CCCCCCGCCCCUUACGCCUGACGAUGUCAAAGUUCAUAAAAUAACAGUAAAAAUUGAAAAAUAGUUUUUUAAAAACAAAGCAAAUAUACAGUAUAUAACCAUAUCAUAAAAUAACAAAGUCUAGGUGGAAAGGUAGGCCAGCCUAUAACAUUCGUCUUAAGGCCUGCUUUAAUAGCUCCACCAGUCUGAACAGCCCUGAGUUUGUCCGGAAGAGAGUUCCAAAGGUGUGGUGUUACAUAAUUUUGCAAGUAAACUUUUUUGGUGUUCACACAGGUUCACACUUCUCUCCGACAUACAAGUAAACUUCAAAAUCACCAUGUCUGGAAAAGUGGUGCUGACUUAUUUCAAUGGGAGGGGUAAAAUGGAGUCAAUUCGAUGGCUUUUAGCAGUUGCUGGAGUUGAGUUUGAAGAAGUGAAUAUGACAAAGCACGAGGAAUAUGUAAAGCUGUUGAGUGAUGGAGCACUCAUGUUUGAGCAGGUUCCAUUGGUGGAAAUUGAUGGAAUGAAGCUGGUUCAAACCAAGGCUAUCCUAAACUACAUAGCUGGGAAAUACAAUCUUUAUGGGAAAGACCUAAAAGAACGAGUCAUGAUUGACAUGUAUGCUGAAGGUGUGAGGGACUUGAUGGAAAUGAUAAUGAUGUUGCCAUUCAUUUCACCUGAUGCCAAGAAAACUAAACUGGAGGACAUCGAGAGGAAAGCUACAAGCCGCUACAUCCCAGUGUUCGAGAAGGCUCUUGCUAGCUCCCAGUACCUGGUGGGUAAUCAGUUGAGCUGUGCUGAUGUCCAGCUACUUGAAACCACCUUGAUGUUGGAGGAGAAAUUUCCUACAAUUCUCUCCAAAUUCCCUGUUGUUAAGGUAAAGUUUAUUACAAAUGUAUUUUGUUCUUGACAAAAUAAGUCAUGAGACAAAUCAUCUUGUUACAUUUAAGUGCAUCUCAUCAAAACAUGUUACAGGUUCACAUUACCCAAACAGCAUAUGAAUAUUGCACUUGGCACAUUUUAAUACAGAUAUCAAUAUAUAAGUCUGGCCAUACUGUUUCGAAUUUACUGCUACAACACCCUCUGUCUAUUUUUAAAUGUACUGCUGCAACACCCUGGGUGUGUCCCAAUAAUCUCUCCUGAAGUGUGCCCUCAUUCACUACUUCCCAUAAAUCUAAAAGCAUUGGAUUUUGUGGAGGCAUAUUUAUUUGACCAGUCAUUUCCUUUCAAAUCAGUGAAGGGAAGUGAACCCAGGCAUACUUUGGGAGGAAGGAGAGAUAAUUAGGAGAUAGUCAGCAGCAGAUUUGAAAGAAAGGUAAAAGGAUCCAUAGAUACUUCAUUUGAUUAAUUCUUGAUGGGUUCAAAUUGUUUUCU